Messenger RNA from Adineta ricciae, 1236 nucleotides. NCBI's taxonomy places the organism in Eukaryota, Metazoa, Rotifera, Eurotatoria, Adinetida, Adinetidae. The record is from the annotation of a GenBank genome assembly.
AUGAAUACAUCGUUUCAUGAUAUUUCAAUUAUAUGGUUAGACGAUCAUAUUGGUUCACCAAAUGAUUAUAUUCAUCUUAAGAGAGUAUUUGCUCGAAAUAUCGAUCCGUCCACUAGUGAUGAUCUCUCGAUGGUUGAUAUAUACGACAAUAUAGAUUAUGGCUCAUGCCAGUUUUCAACGAUCGAUUUUGGCAUUGCUUCUCAGUUGGCAGCUUUUACUAAAUCAGCCUCAUGUUUGAAUUAUAUUUGUGAAAGCAUUCGAGAAGAUAAGCAAAUCUAUAUAAUUGUAUCUGAUGUAAUUGGACAAACGUUUGUUCCUCAGAUUUGCUCGGAAUAUACGGCAGAAUUGGAAGAUGGGCGCAUUCAAAUCUACGUUUUGCAAUUUUACGAAUGGCUAGAUCUCGAUUGGCAGAUGGAAUAUGCUGAUUAUCUGCUUACUUUUGGUCAUGAACUCGAUCUUUUGUGCCGAUUAUUGCGCGACAUAUCACACUACUAUGUUAAAAUCGGAGAAAGAUCUCUUGAAAAGGACAUAAUAACGAAUAUUCACCAGGCGUUGACUUAUUUUUAUUGGGCGAAAAUUCUUUUGGGUCGUGCAGACAAACUCGAUGCACACUUAGCGCUAAAACCUAUGCGAUACGUGAACAGUUUGAUCAAUCAAGUCGAUCGAAUGAUUGAGACCAGAGAUGAUUCACUACUUGACGAUUCGUAUUUUGAAGAGGAUUUACUGGCAAAUCUGCGCAACAGUACCUUUAUUUAUUGUACGGUCGAACAACGAUCAGCAGGUGAUGAACUUGUCACACUUUUAAAAACGCUGACUCAUGAAGAAGGCGUAUUAUUUGACAACGGUUCAGAAUUUAUCGCGAACUUGAAAGAGAUUCAUUCAAGAGACCACAUUUGUCCUAUAAUCAUAUCGGAAAACAUAAAGGACGAAACGAAUAUUUUAAAAGAAUUAUCAUCAAUGGCUUGUGUUCAUCAAAUUUAUAUUCUCAGUAUACGUGACCAUCCAUCAGUUACAGAAAGUGAUCAGAUGUUACUGAAAGAAUUUCCAAACGCGCAAAAAAUAUACUAUCAAUCAAGAGCGCUUGCUCUGCAAUGGGCUGCUGAGCGUGCCUCGAUAUGUGAGAGAAUCGGAGAAUUCUGUGCAGAAAAUAUGAACCGCGAGUUGGCACAAAAAUAUUACCAGAAAGCAAUAGAACUUAAUCAGAACUCAUCAGUGUUUCUUACGAAAAGAAACUAA